CCUGUGACACACAAAUCGUAAUUAAAGUCCUCUUAUCUGCAUGGUCUAGCUGGGGGCACACAGGAAAAUGUAGAAUAUAGUGUAUGUAUACUAUAGGUUCACUAAUCCAUUUGAUAGUAUAGUUGUGAUAAAAACUAGGGUGAGAUAUUUGUUGCAAGGGCCAGUUCCAGCAUAUAGGGUGUAUAAUAUUGCUGGGGAUUAUAUGGUUUGUUGGUUGCGUUUCGUAGUAUAUGCUGCCUUGGGAGUCGUACGCACACGCAGAAGUCUGUAAAUGCUGCUUCUUGCUUCAGGUUGUCAUCCUCAGCAGCAAUGUCGUCAAAGCACAAAAAUGCUAAACGAAUCCAAGGAAUUGAUAGCAAUGUCUGGGUUCAAUUUACAGCACUAGCUGCAGACCCUGCUGUUGUAAACCUUGGUCAAGGUUUUCCAGAUAUAUCUCCUCCUUCCUAUGUAAAAGAAGGCCUAGCUCAAGCAGCAGCCAUUGACAGGUUGAAUCAGUAUACUCGGGGCUUUGGUCAUCCACCGCUUGUAGAAGCUUUGUCUCUGGUUUAUGGAAAAGUGUGUGGGCGCAAGAUAAACCCAAACAAUGAAAUCCUUGUGACGGUGGGUGCUUAUGGAUCCCUUUUUAGUGCUUUCCAAGGACUAAUUGAAGAAGGAGAUGAGGUGAUUAUAAUUGAACCAUUUUAUGACUGCUAUGACCCCAUGGUUAAAAUGGCUGGAGCCACGCCAGUUAGCAUCCCACUGAGAUGUAAAUCCAGUGGCAAUGGCGUUAUGUCUAGUGCCGACUGGACCUUGGAUCCAGAUGAGCUGGCUAGUAAAUUUAGUCCCAGGACUAAGGCGAUUAUAUUAAAUACUCCAAAUAACCCUAUGGGCAAGGUAUAUACUAAAGAAGAACUGCAAGUAAUUGCUGAUCUCUGUAUAAAACAUGACACGCUAUGCAUCAGUGAUGAGGUCUAUGAAUGGCUUGUAUACGCUGGAAAUAAGCAUGUGAAAAUAGCUACUCUGCCUGGUAUGUGGGAAAGGACCAUCACAAUUGGCAGUGCAGGGAAGGCGUUUAGUGUAACAGGAUGGAAGCUUGGUUGGUCCAUUGGUCCAGCACAUCUUAUUCGACAUUUGCAGACAGUGCAGCAGAAUUGUGUGUACACCUGUCCGACUCCAUUGCAAGAAGCCUUGGCUCAUGCCCUUUUUAAGGACUUUAAAAGGAUGGAUGAGCCAGAUUGUUAUUUCAACUCACUUCCCCGGGAGCUGGAAGCUAAGAGAGAUCGGAUGGCUAACUUGCUUCAGGAAGCCGGAAUAAAGCCAAUCAUUCCAGAAGGAGGCUAUUUUAUGGUUGCCGAUAUUUCAGUGUUGGAUGUGGAUCUUUCUGAUAUGAAGGAAGAUGAACCUUACGAUUACAAGUUUGUGAAAUGGAUGAUUAAAAUGAAGAAACUGGCAGCCAUUCCAAUAACAGCAUUUUGUGGACCAGAAACUACAAAGCUAUUUGAGAAGUACAUACGGUUUUGUUUUAUUAAGCAAGAUAGCACACUGGAUGCCGCAGAGGUGAUCUUGAAAAACUGGAAGAAGUGAAAAUAAAAUAAAUUCUCAUUAGCCGAGCAUUACACUGAGAGGCACAUGUUAAAAAGAACCUCCUCAAUAUGGGAUGUUCUCAGUAUGGGAUGCGCCUUAAUAUAUGAUGCCCCUUUAAAUAAUCAAACUUCCUACAUUUCUAACAGAUGGAGACUGUUACUAAAGAAAAUGUGAUGUUCCUAUACUUCUGUUACUAGUUAUGAGCAAAUAAAACCAGUGCUCGUUAACAAAUAAGUCCCAUAUUGUUGAAUGGGUAACAUUUUCUUUUUUUUUUUUACAAAACAAUGAUGAAUAUGUUUUUAGAAUAAAUUAUUUAACAAUUUCAAAA
Molecule: messenger RNA, 1891 nt
Organism: Xenopus laevis (African clawed frog)
Lineage: Eukaryota; Metazoa; Chordata; Amphibia; Anura; Pipidae
Gene: kyat3.S
Product: kynurenine aminotransferase 3 S homeolog
Exons: 14
Coding region: 310-1563 (417 amino acids)
Cellular component (GO): cytoplasm; mitochondrion
Molecular function (GO): L-kynurenine:2-oxoglutarate transaminase activity; cysteine-S-conjugate beta-lyase activity; pyridoxal phosphate binding
Source: RefSeq, a predicted model, not a curated record